AAGUUUACUAAAGUGAUUGUUGUACAUUACAGAAAAAAAAAUCGUAGCUCGUCAAAAUGAGCAACAUUUACAUCCAGGAACCUCCAACAAAUGGAAAGGUCCUAUUGAAGACCACAGCCGGGGAGAUUGAUAUCGAGCUGUGGUCCAAAGAGGCUCCUAAAGCAUGCAGGAACUUUGUGCAGCUGUGCAUGGAAGGUUACUACGAUGGGACCAUUUUCCACAGAGUGGUUAGGGAUUUCAUUAUUCAGGGAGGGGAUCCUACAGGAACUGGAAUGGGAGGAGAGUCCAUCUAUGGCCACCCGUUUAAGGAUGAGUUCCACUCCAGGCUGCGCUUCAUUCGGAGAGGUUUGGUCGCCAUGGCGAACGCUGGGCAGCAUGACAACGGGAGCCAGUUUUUCUUCACUUUGGGGCGUGCAGAUGAGCUCAACAACAAGCAUACGAUAUUUGGAAAGGUCACUGGAGACACCAUUUACAAUCUGCUCCGGUUAGCAGAAGUUGAAUGCGAUGCAAAUGAAAGGCCUCUAAAGCCGCACAAGAUAAGAACAGCUGAGGUUUUACAUUCUCCUUUCGAUGACAUCGUACCUCGGGAAACCAAAAAAUCCAAAAAGGAAAAGGAUAAAGAGGAAGCUAAGAAAUCUCAGUCCAAAGCUACAAAGAACUUCAAUCUUUUAUCGUUUGGAGAAGAAGCCGAGGAGGAUGAGGAGAUGGUGACCCAAGUUAGCCAGUCAUUAAAGGGAAAAAGCAAAAGCAGCCAUGACCUUCUGAAGGACGAUCCCAGGCUGAGCUCCGUUCCAGCUGUUGAUAAGGGAAAGAAGAAAGCGAGAUCUGGGAACGCAGCCGAUUCAGGCAGCGAGGCAGAAGGUGAUGUGGACCAGGAAGGACUCAGCGGCGAGGAAUAUGACUCGGACGAGCGAGAGAAGAUGAGAGAACUCAUCAGUAAGAAACUUAAGAAAGAGAAAGGAGGAGAGAAAGCAGACGAGCAAGGCGAGGAGGACAGAGAGAAGAAGACCAGCCGCAGUGAUGAGUUGAAAAAGGAGGUCCGACAGCUGAAGAAGGAGCUACAGGCCAUAAAGCAAAGGAGAGAGGAGCGUUCAAACCCCCCCGCAGAAGAAGUCAAGGAGGAGAAAAAGCCAACCAGCGAGGCCGUGGCAGAGUACCUGGAGGGAAGAAAGAAGUACGAAGACCUCAGGAAACAAAAAAAGAAAAAAGGUUCAAACAGAGAAGAACAGACAUUGGCGCUACUCAACAGCUUCAAGUCUAAGCUGUCAUCAGCGAUCACUGAGGGACCAGAGGAGGAUGUGGAGGAGCUGGCCGAGGAUGAUGAUAAAGGAUGGAUGGCCCACGUUCUGCAAUUUGAUGAGCAAAGCAGAAAAGUCAAGGAUGCCAACAUGCAGGAUGAAGAUACAUUCGAGAUCUAUGAUCCGCGCAACCCAGUCAACAAGCGAAGGAGAGAGGAGAGCAAGAAGAUCAUGAAGGAGAAAAAGGCCAAAAGGUGAAGUGCUGAAGGGUCAGAGGUGUGUUCCUGCCAGGGUCACUCAGCAUCCUGCCUGGCCACUUUCCCAUCGCUUCAGAAGGGCUUUGCUUAAUAAUCUCUCAUGUUGAACAUCUGGGUUGAGGAUGCCGGGCUUAGCUUAUCUGUGAUUGAACAGCUGUUCUGGUUGCUGCUCAGCUCCUCAGCAGAAGUAACACACUGCAGUCAUUAAAAGGUAGAUGAUUACUCGGUGUACCGUUCAUUUCUGACUUUAUGUUUAGGGUUAUUUACACUGUGAGAAAAAAAUCUGUAAAAGUUUCCUGAAACAAAAUAAACCACAUUCUUUUAA
Molecule: messenger RNA, 1820 nt
Organism: Cyprinodon tularosa
Lineage: Eukaryota; Metazoa; Chordata; Actinopteri; Cyprinodontiformes; Cyprinodontidae
Gene: cwc27
Product: CWC27 spliceosome associated cyclophilin
Exons: 14
Coding region: 57-1496 (479 amino acids)
Biological process (GO): protein peptidyl-prolyl isomerization; protein folding
Cellular component (GO): catalytic step 2 spliceosome
Molecular function (GO): peptidyl-prolyl cis-trans isomerase activity
Source: RefSeq, a predicted model, not a curated record